Messenger RNA from Neoarthrinium moseri, 1728 nucleotides. RefSeq lists its product as uncharacterized. Gene Ontology annotation, biological process: sulfate assimilation; siroheme biosynthetic process. Gene Ontology annotation, molecular function: uroporphyrin-III C-methyltransferase activity. NCBI's taxonomy places the organism in Eukaryota, Fungi, Ascomycota, Sordariomycetes, Amphisphaeriales, Apiosporaceae. The record is from RefSeq and is a predicted model, not a curated record. The transcript has a single exon. Bases 1 to 1728 code for a protein of 575 amino acids.
AUGGCCGACCCUAUCUCUCUCCUCACGGCGACUGAUGCCAGGUUCCACAUCCACCUCAUCAUCGGGUCGAAUCCUCUUGCCGCCGCCCGCUGCAGCCAAUCCCUAAACGUCGGCGCAUUACCGGUACUACUUGCGCCCGAAACCGCCGAGCUCCAUUACGCAUUGCAGAAACGCGUCGAUGACGGGGAUGUAAAGUGGAUUAAGAAGGCAUUCGAGGACGACGACGUCCUCUCCCUGGGACGGGAAGAGGUCGACGGGGUGGUGGAUGCAGUCUUUGUCACUUCGGGGCCGCGGGAGCCCCUGAGCGCACAUGUCGCGACCCUGUGCAAGCGGCACCGGAUACCUGUCAACGUUGUCGAUUCUCCACAGCUCUCGAGCUUCAGCCUGCUCUCGUCGCAUACGGACGGCCCGCUGCAGAUCGGUGUUACGACCAAUGGCCGUGGGUGCAAGCUGGCUUCGAGGAUACGUCGCGAGAUAGCAGCCUCCCUUCCCCCAAACCUGGGUACAGCAUGCGUACGACUGGGCGACGUUCGGCGUGGAAUACAAGAAGAGGACCAGCUGUUGCACCACGCGCUUGCAGAUGGUGAGGAUUUGGAUGAUUCGCUGGAUCAAUCCGCUACGUUCAAUAAACUGGUCAUUGAGGCGGACUUGGACGCGGUGAAGCAUAGGCGCAUGCGGUGGUUGAGCCAGAUCUGCGAAUACUGGCCUCUGAAGCGCCUCGCUGCCAUCAGCGACGAGGAUGUCGCCGCCAUAUUGAAAUUAUAUGCUGGCACCGAUGCCGCCAACCCCAUCGGGAAGCCCACGUCCCCUCAGGGUUCAGUGUUGAAAGGCCGGGUCAUCCUUGCGGGCUCGGGGCCCGGACACCCAGACCUGCUCACACAAGCAACGCACAAGGCCAUUCAGAAUGCCGACCUCAUCCUUGCAGACAAGCUUGUACCUUCAGGCGUGCUUGACCUGAUUCCGCGGCGAACUCCAGUUCAGAUCGCAAGAAAGUUUCCGGGCAAUGCCGACGCUGCACAAGAGGAGCUGUUGGAGUUGGCUUUAGCUGGCGUGCGGGAGGGCAAGACUGUUUUGCGCCUUAAGCAAGGAGAUCCGUUCAUUUAUGGCCGCGGUGGUGAGGAGGUGGCCUAUUUUAGACAACAUGGUCUUGGCGAUCGCGUCGUUGUGUUGCCCGGCAUCACGAGCUCCUUGUCAGCACCCUUGUUUGCUGGCAUUCCACCAACGCAGCGAGACGUGGCUGAUCAGGUCCUCAUCUGUACCGGCACGGGUAAAAAGGGGAAACCCCCUAACCCACCAGAGUACGUUGCUAGUAGGACGGUGGUGUUCCUGAUGGGGCUUCACCGUAUCUCUGGUCUGGUGCAGGAACUUACGGAGUACACCGAGAACGAAACAAUGGUUCUAGAAGAGGAGCGCAAGCAAGGCGUGCUUGACAUGAAUGCGCAGCAGAGCGUCCCACGAAGGGCGCUCUGGCCCCCGCGCACUCCUUGCGCCGUCAUCGAGCGCGCAAGCUGCCCUGACCAGAGGGUGAUUAGGACGACACUCGAUAGAGUCGUUGAGGCGAUUGAGCAGGAGGGGAGUCGGCCGCCUGGCCUAUUGGUCGUUGGCAGCGCUUGCGAAGCGUUAUGGAAGAGCGAGAAGGGCCGUAGCUGGGUAGUUGAGGACGGGUUCAAAUCCCUAGACUUGACCGAAAGCCUUGACUUGACAUCGUUAAAUCCUAUUGAGGCAUGA